Ilex paraguariensis (yerba mate) is the source of this 1097-nucleotide messenger RNA. NCBI's taxonomy places the organism in Eukaryota, Viridiplantae, Streptophyta, Magnoliopsida, Aquifoliales, Aquifoliaceae. The record is from the annotation of a GenBank genome assembly.
GAGAGGGAGAGAGAGAGUGAGAGUGUGUUGAAAUAAGAUAGUGCGAGGGAUAGGCACCUGUGAAUGAAGAUACUAAUUCCAUGCAGAACUUUUGAUAAAAUUUACAAUUCAUGCAUAGACCUGUUUACAUCCUGUAGACAUUGCAGUCUCACAUUGAUUCUGGCCUUACAAAUCUUGUAUUUGAUACACUGAGCUGUGGAAUUAUUCAGGAUAAAUCAGCCUCAAUAAACCCCUUACAGCAAUCACCAAUCCUCUUAAAAAUCUCACAGUGCCUCAAAUGGAAUGGAAGACCCUCAACAGCAAUCCAUCCUCCCAAAAAUGAAACUUUGCUUCUAACUGAAUUCGUUUCAUGCCGUCGUUUCAGUGCCUUAAAUGGAAUGGAAGACCCUCAACAGCAAUCCAUCCUCCCAAAAAAUGGAGCUGAUCCGGACAAUGUUCAAGUGCACUAAGGGUGCUUGAUGUUAUAUUAAGACAGCAAGCAACUAAUUGGGGUUUUCUUUUGGUAAGACAGUCAUUCUUUCAUGAUGACUUAAGGAACUUCACUGAUGUUGGAGGAGGUGUUCACUGGGUGUUGGGGCUUCCGUUCCAGCUUUCGUUCAACUCAUGGUGAUGUAUCUACAAGUAUGAUCCUGACGCCUGGAUCUGUUAUUGAUUUUCUGCUAGCUAACCAGAACGAACGUGAACAUUGUUACAUUGACUGGGCAAAGGCCAAAAGAAUGCUAAAAAACAUAAGAAUUAAGACAAGACACAACAAGGAGUUCAAGAUCAUAGGUUUGAGUGACAAGCCUUGCAAGCAGCUGUUUUUUCCACUGAAAGUGAAAAACAGUGAUGGUGCCUAUGAUGGAGGACAGACUACGGAGAUUACGGUAUACAAGUAUUUUUCCAAACAUCGGAAUAUUGAACUUACUUAUUCUGCAUAUAUGCAUUGCCUUGAUGUUGGUAAACCGAAACAGCCAAACUAUCUGCCGCUGGAGGCUAUGGGAAACUACCGUGAUGAUGAUGAUCCCCUCCUUGUUGCUUUUGGCAUUUCAAUUGAGAAACAACUCACCCAAGUUGAUGGUCAGGUCCUUGAGGCACCCCAAGUUGAAGGUUGGUAA